Molecule: messenger RNA, 387 nt
Organism: Prorocentrum cordatum
Lineage: Eukaryota; Dinophyceae; Prorocentrales; Prorocentraceae
Source: the annotation of a GenBank genome assembly
AUGGGUGCCAGCAAGGACGCAGCAGCUAGUAUCGAUGGUGGAGGCCAGACGGAGCUGGAGGGCCUGGGCAGUGAGGCGCUGGAGGCGCGCACGGGGCAGCUCAAGGCGCAGCUCAGCGGCGUGACGGCGCUGGAGGGCAAGCUCAAGACCACCCGAGGAGCUGGGCAUCCCGGUGCGGCCUCCAUGGCACAGCAGCGCGACGGUGAUCCGGAGGUGGCCGGCACGGUAGGCGCCAUCGAGUGCCGCCUGACAGAGUUCGACUGCAAAAUGCGCGAACUCCAAGAGACGGAGGAGGUGAUGACAAAGCGCGAAACCAUGCGCUGCAACCUCGGCUGCAAGAGAGUCGACGAUGCCAGCGAUGUGGCCCAAUCGCAGCUCCUCCAGUAG